This is a messenger RNA of Schistocerca gregaria, 2412 nucleotides long. RefSeq lists its product as uncharacterized. The record is from RefSeq and is a predicted model, not a curated record. NCBI's taxonomy places the organism in Eukaryota, Metazoa, Arthropoda, Insecta, Orthoptera, Acrididae. The transcript is spliced from 9 exons. The coding region runs from base 896 to 2173 and encodes 425 amino acids.
CAUUAAUUAUAACUGUCGAAUCCACGUUUGCCGCAAAACACAAGUACCUAGGAAUUUGUUUUUGCAUUAUAGUAAACUCCGAUCUUAUGAUAAACACAAUGACAGCAAAAUUAGACUUCUACAAUUUUGCGACUGAUAUCUUGAGCAGAAAACUAAUCAGCAACUUGUCAACAUUCAGUAGUGUCAUUACACAAUUUUUUAACGUCUGCAAACAGCGUCAUUGCACCACACGGUGAUAUUCGAGCAACACGGCCCAGAAUUAAUACAAGCAGAGUACACUUACAACUCUGUUUUAUUCAAUGUCCGAACCCUCAAACUAUUUAGCUUCAGCCGUCAUGCUCCAGUUCACAAGUCCUUUAAUCCAUCUGAGCUGUUCUUAUGACAAAGGUUGCGGGUUCCAUAACCUAUGAGCAAAGAUGCAUAUCGCUACCACAGUCUAACAUAUUUUAGACUGUGUCGCUACUGUAUAUAUUCGUUACAUUUUCGUAAGGGAAUAACAUAUUUUUGCAUUUAAAGUGUUUUUAGUCUUCCUGGUUUCAUAUAGUUUGAUUUCCAGUAUUUUAUGCGUCCAUAAAAUGACGAACGUGGUAAUAGUAACUCUGCAAAAGAGCGGUUAAUUUGAACUCGACUGUAAGUGCCAUGAGGAGUGGCUGUAGUUUGAAGCAUAACAACAUGUUUUAGAGAAGAUUACUGACGGGCUUCCUAGUUAUUGAGUUUUUUAACGUGUUACACACAUUACCCUGAUAAUAUUCUCGCCAUUUUACUACUGCCUUUCUAAAAAAAAAAAAAAGUAUUUUCAUUUUACGUGUGUUUAAAAUCAGCAUUUCAUGGAUGUAACUAAUAGAUGAAUAGAAAGACAAAAAAUAUUAACUCCUGAAUCAGUGAUCAAACAAGUAUGUCUUACUCUUCCUCUCUGUGUAUUUUAUUCAAGGGUCUCGAAUUUGUUAUGGUAAAGGAGUUGGUACCACUUGAUGGAGACUAUGUAUGUGAACUUGUAAUUAAGUUGGUGCAAACUACUGAAGAGGAUCAGUAUGAUCUCAACCGUUGCUUAGCCAUUGAAGCUACAUAUAAAAACAAUAAAGGAUUGUGUUUCGAUAUUUAUGAGUUCAUGGGUAUUUUACAUGGGACAGAGCAUUUCAUAACGGUUCUCCAAGCCAAGAUUGGAGGUCCUUGCAUCAUUAUCCACCUCACAGAUGACUCAGGACAAUCAGUUACUUAUUCUUGUACAUAUUGCAUGGACAAAGGAAAAUGGAUUACAAAUAACAUGCCUCAACUGAUCUUUCAUCCAUGCAAGCUGUUGUUUCAACUUCCAGUUCUGAUACAGGAAGAGAAUGUUAAAGAAAUGGAGUACAAGAUCAUCAAUUACUUGCAGAAGCUUUGCAUCUUUAAGCAUCACAUUCUAGUAUCAUUCAUUUUAGAUGGAAGAACAAUAACCAGUACUCAGUUUUCUGCUGUUAGAGAUGCUGCUCUGAGAUUAGGUGAAUCAAGCCUCCAUUUACAUGUUCUACAGUUAAAUGUGAGUUUUAGUGUGACAAUGGCAGUCAGUGCCUACUCCAUUUGCAGAGACGAUGACGGACACUUGCAUAUAUCAGUUUUAGGACUAUCAGCAUCUGUGUUCCCUUUGGAUGUCCAUUACUGGCAACCAUUACUGGAAGCUUCACUUCCAGGUGAUAUUACUCUCUCAGACCCAGUAAUGAUCUGUAAUGACUAUUGCAACAAAUUGCCUUCAGACUGGUGUCACACAAUGCAAGGCUGCAAACAAACUAAAACAGUAUGUGUAUUUAUUACAUUUGAAUUGGACAAAAGUGAAACAAUAUGCUCAACAGAUUUGCAGAAAAUAUUAGAGGGAAAUAUUACAGCACUGAUAGAACAAAACAAGUCAUCCAUGACAAAGUUGCUGAAGAAAGCACUGAAUUUAUUUCUAAGUGCUCCAGAGGAAAUCAUAAACUCUUGUGAGACAAAUCCUGCUGAUGUCCAGUUCUGUGAUAUUAUGGCAUCAUCCCUAGUGAAUAUAAUUUAUCUCAGUUUGAAUGAUGAGUUCCAAGAGAAGUGCUUGCAGCUGUUGAAAGCAAGUUACAAGAAAGAAGCAGAGGAUACAAUACACAAGAAGUUGAAAGAAUUAAUUGGCAGCUAUGGAAACAUAAUGUUAAAAAGCCACAUUGUGUAUCAUUAAACUGAAGGACACUGAAAGCAACUGAGUUAAAUAUAAAAUUUAUGUAGCUAGAAAUAUGUUUUGUUUAUAGUGUUACCAUGAAGAUAAUAUAUUCUAAAUCUAUUUCAUAAACUUCAAUGCACAAUGUGGGGGUUGGGGGGCACACACAAUUAAAAAGACUACAUAUAUGCCAUAUAGAUGUAAAACAAUGGACCUCACAUUGUAACAUGUAAGCCCACAAUAAAACAACAUAUCCAUUA